Triticum aestivum (bread wheat) is the source of this 1641-nucleotide messenger RNA. RefSeq lists its product as uncharacterized. The record is from RefSeq and is a predicted model, not a curated record. The transcript is spliced from 2 exons. Bases 625 to 1149 code for a protein of 174 amino acids. NCBI's taxonomy places the organism in Eukaryota, Viridiplantae, Streptophyta, Magnoliopsida, Poales, Poaceae.
CACGCUCUCUCGGAGGAGUGGUGGUUGCUCCUAGUCGCAGACUUCUUUAUUAAUCUCAAUCUGGAUCCGGGCACGGGGAGCGAUUGACUGAUCGACGAGACUCGAGAGCCUGGAGAGCCGGGGGUUUCGCUUCUCGUUGCGUUUGGAGUCUUGCCGGGUCUCGGUUUUCGAGCAGGCAAGAAUUUCCUUUUAAUUUUGGGUGAUCUGUUUUCGUGUGCUAAGAUUUUGGAUCAUCGCCCCCCCCAGUGUUGUUCCUGCUGAUUUACCGCCUGGAUUGGAUUUUUUUUGGACGGGUUACCUUUAAUGGGGCUUCUCCCUUCUCGUCGUCGCGAAUCAGUGGACUAGAACAAGAAACCUUCCCGAUUGGAGCGGAUUUUCUGUGGUCGCCGCGCUUAGUUUCGAAAGGCGGCACCUUUAUUUGCUACCACGCUUUGCUGUGGCCCAAAAGUUACCCAUUGUGUCUGUUUCAAGAAAUAGAUUGGGUUUUCUUUUCUUUUUUCUGAGGUGUUUGUUUUACUUGGCAGAUCCAGGGAACACCGGUUUUCCUUUGAUUUUGCCGAAAUUUUUGAUCUGAUCGGAGCGAUCCCGGAGCUUCGCAAGGAGCAAGGCAUUUUUCUGGGGGCCAUGGCCAUGGGGCUCGGCCGAUUCACACACUGGCUCUGGCCGGGUAACGCCGCGCGAGUUGGCAACCACGAGCUCCCCGGCAUCGCCUUGACGGGCGCCUCCUUCCCGGAGUUCCCCUCCGGGUUCCGUGAGGCGGACGCUAUCGCCUUCUCCAGUGCCGCCGCCGGCCGCCGCACGCGGCCGAGGAGGGUCAAGAACCAGCGGCGCAGUCGCGGGGAGCCCAGAAUCGACAGGGAGUACGACAUGGUCAUCGUGCCGUCCGACGGCGGCGGGUGCCUUUCCGGGUCCGAGUCCGACGACUCCGACUGGUCCAUCGGCUGGCUGGAGCCGCAGGCGCCGGAGAUGCAGACGGACGGUGACCAGGAGACCUCCUUCGCCGUCCUCGUGCCCUGCUACCGCCACGGCCGCGCCGAGCAGCCCGCGAUGCCCCAGGGACGCUUCCUUGGCGCUGGCCCUCUCGCCGAUGGCGGCCUCUCUGAUGGAAAGAAUUUUGUAGAGCAGUGGCUUUCUUCCCUCCAGAACUGAUAUCUGGAAUCUCCGUUAGCUAUGUUGUAUAUAUUAUUGCUCAGUAUCAUUAUCGAUGAAGGAAGACAUCAAAACCCAAAAAAAUGAGAAAAUGGAAAAAGAACAAAAAGAGGAGCAGCGGAAUUUUGAAGCAGCACUGAACGGGUUUGUCCUUCCGGAGGUUUCAAGGCUAAUUCUACUCAUUGCAAAGCAAGGCCAAUGCUGAACAAGACCAGCUGCGCUGCGGGUCGUAGAAGACACAUUCAUUCUUAUUAACCAAUCUACGACAACAUUUGUAGAUAUUAUUUGGUAUCACAUCGUUCAUUUUGUCCCACUUUGAUUCUGGACCUCGACCCUGCUACUGGCAUGUGUAUAUAUGGUGUCAUUUGCCGUGUAUAUAUAAGCUGCAGAUGUGCAGCUCCUCAGUGUGCGUGUGUGUUGAUGUAGAUCGGAACAGGAUUGCUCCUUGUGAAAUUCAGAUGUAUAUAAGCUUUUUGCGUUUUUGUGGAACAA